AUGGAUUCUCUAGAGGACAGCGUUGCCUCCGCAGUCCUUUCGGCAUAUGUUGAUCUUCCAAAUAAAAGUAAGCCACUAGGAAGAGGCGGUAUCAACGAAUGGGUUCCAUUAUCCGGCAUUGUGCUCGAGUGCGGUGAAGGUACUAGUCGGCUUACCGCUGUUGCACUAGGAACUGGCAUGAAGUGUCUUCCCAAGGAUAAAAUCCCAUUUGCUGGUGGAAUGGUUUUGCAUGAUAGCCAUGCUGAGAUGCUUGCCAUCAGAGGGCUUAAUUGCUUCUUGUUGGAAGAAUGCCAAUCUCUGUCAGCAGAUAGGUUAUUUGUAUCAAAGUUCAUCCGCCGAAGAAGUCAACAAGAGAUUUCUCAGCAGUCUCCUCAACCAUUCACUCUGCGAGAGAGUGUUCUGAUACAUUUCUAUUCUUCUGAGGCUCCUUGCGGAGACGCCAGUAUGGAACUAACAAUGGCGGUACAGGACGACCCAACACCAUGGACCAUCCUCCCACUCGCACCUGCCUCCUCUACCUCUCCACGCGCCUUGGGACAACCAAGAACUCUCCUCCAAGGACGGCAAUACUUCUCAGAGCUCGGUUUCGUCCGGACAAAGCCCGGCCGUACCGACUCUCUACCAACCCUCUCAAAAUCCUGCAGCGACAAGCUCUCCGUCCGGCAGGUGAUAUCCGCCCUCCUAUCACCAACAACUCUCCUAAUAUCACCUGAAAACGCAUACAUAAUGACCGUAAUUCUCCCAACAACGUCCUAUUGCCCCAACGCCUGCGCACGGGCUUUCAGUACCACAGGACGUAUGGCGCCGUUGGUGGACAGGAAAUUCGAGGGCGGAUACAAAUUUUCCCCGUUCGCUGUCAGGACCACAAAUCUUUCGUUUGGGUUUUCGAAGAGGGUUAUUGGGACGGGUGCUAUUGGGAGUAAUAUUUCCGCUGUAUGGGUUAAGGGUAGAAGUGUUGAAACAUUGAUUGGUGGCGUGCUGCAGGGUAGAAAGCAGUUUGCUUCCGGGAUUAAGGGGGCUAGCAUGAUUUGUAAGAUGAUGAUCUGGAGGUUGGCGCAGAAAGUUGCGGAAGCUGAAGGUAUUGACGGGGUCGGUGGAGAGCGGUACGGGUCGGUUAAGUUGGGGGUGAAAAUGGUUGCGAGGAACGAGGCUAAGGAGAUGACGAGAGAAGUGCUUGGGGGGUGGGUCAAGAAUGGCGGCGACGAUUUUGGGAAUGUGCGGGAGUAG
Tuber melanosporum (Perigord truffle) is the source of this 1227-nucleotide messenger RNA. RefSeq lists its product as uncharacterized. The transcript is spliced from 5 exons. Gene Ontology annotation, molecular function: RNA binding; tRNA-specific adenosine-37 deaminase activity. The record is from RefSeq and is a predicted model, not a curated record. NCBI's taxonomy places the organism in Eukaryota, Fungi, Ascomycota, Pezizomycetes, Pezizales, Tuberaceae. The coding region runs from base 1 to 1227 and encodes 408 amino acids. Gene Ontology annotation, biological process: tRNA wobble adenosine to inosine editing.